Messenger RNA from Penaeus monodon (black tiger shrimp), 363 nucleotides. Its product is annotated as sphingomyelin phosphodiesterase-like. Gene Ontology annotation, cellular component: lysosome. Lineage: Eukaryota; Metazoa; Arthropoda; Malacostraca; Decapoda; Penaeidae. The record is from RefSeq and is a predicted model, not a curated record. Gene Ontology annotation, molecular function: acid sphingomyelin phosphodiesterase activity. The transcript has 4 exons. Gene Ontology annotation, biological process: ceramide biosynthetic process; sphingomyelin catabolic process. Bases 1 to 363 code for a protein of 120 amino acids.
AUGUUCUUCGGUCACAACCACGGAGACUCUUGGCAGAUCUUGUAUGUCCCUGACGAUUACGUGAGACCAGUUCCAUUCAGCGGACCUUCCGGCACCAACGGGUCUGCCCACAACCCUUCUUUCCGCGUGUACACGGUGGACGGCGGGCACAGCGAGGCCACUUGUACGGUGCUUGACAUGGAGACCUACAACAUGAACAUGACUCUGGCUAACCUCGAGGGCGGAAGACCGGAAUACGCACUCAGGUAUAAAGCACAGGAGAGUUAUGGUACUCCAGCCUCCCUUGACAGCUUGGUCGUUGCUAUGGCCACCGAUGCAGAGCUUUUCCGAACGUUUUUGAGAUAUUUCUGCUGUUCAUUUUAA